Messenger RNA from Lotus japonicus, 2961 nucleotides. RefSeq lists its product as uncharacterized. The transcript is spliced from 14 exons. NCBI's taxonomy places the organism in Eukaryota, Viridiplantae, Streptophyta, Magnoliopsida, Fabales, Fabaceae. Gene Ontology annotation, molecular function: nucleic acid binding. The record is from RefSeq and is a predicted model, not a curated record. The coding region runs from base 150 to 2459 and encodes 769 amino acids.
CUGAGUGGGGGAUAAACCUCUGUGCUCCUCUUCUCCCUACUCGCUAGCCGUUCUAUCUAUCCAGACACCCGAACUCACAGAUUCUGAUUCUGACGACAACUGAACGAACAUAGAUUCUUCCUUUUGAACUUUGAUGACCCUGUUCGAAAAUGGGGUCUCUUCAUCUCUCCGCUAAAUCAUUGUUCACCACCAGAACUCAACUUCCUUGGUUUUCAUCAGAGACUAGAAGAACAACAAGAACAACAACUGUUCAUCUAAAACAGAGAAACAAGGUCUUCGCUGCCUCACGCUCACAGGAAGAAGAUGAAUCCCCUCAACUCAACAGUGAAGACCUCAUGGAACUCAAGUUCGCUCGCUUACUUGGGGAGGACCCCAAACUCACCCUUGCCAAGAUAAUGGGUAGAAGAGCCAACCCUGAUGUUUCAUAUCUUGAUAUUGAGAAAUCCUUUUAUAAGAAGAAGGGUAAAGUUGUGGAGAUAGAGGAACUUCCAUUUGAGGGUUCUAAGGGAAGGAAGUUAUCUACUAAAUUGGAUGACUUGGGUUUGGUUCGACCUGUUCCGGCCAAAGGAUCCACAUUCAAACCUGAUUAUAACAAACCUGCAUUGGAGAUUAAGAGACCUGUCCGGACGGAAAGUAAGGAAGGGGAUGUUAGAAAAAUUGGUGUUCCUAAUGUUGCUCUGCGAAAGCCAACCGUGUAUAAAGAGGAUGACGAUGAAGACUUUUCCUCGAGGCUGAGGAUGAAACCGAAUUUGUCGCUGAAAAUGAGGAGCGAGCCAGUGAGCGAGAAGUUUGGUGACAUGACAUUGUUGAAGAAACCUGGACUACCAGUUCCCAAGAAUGAAGCUAUGACCCAAGAGCCUUCUUCUCUUUUGGGUGAUCAGAGGAACAAUGAUAGUGAGUUGAAGAUGUGGAAAGAAGAGUCAAGUGAUGAAAUUGGUAACUUGACAUUGUUGGAACAGCCACACAAACCAAUCAGCAAAAAAGAAGAGCAGUUUGAGGAUGAGAAAGUUGUAGUCCCAAAUGAGGUAGGUUCUAACUUGACGUUGUUGGAACAGCCACACAAACCAAUCAGCAAAAAAGAAGAGCAGUUUGAGGAUGAGAAAGUUGUAGUCCCAAAUGAGGGAGUGGAGCAACUUGAGCAGAGAGAUCUUGAGUUCCAUGAGGAGCCAACUGAUUUAAGUCAGCUGUCAGAUUCAAAUUCAGUUGGUUCUAGAACGGAGUUGUCUGUUGAAGCUGCACUGCAAGGAAAGCCAAAAAGAUUAGAUCAAUCAGAGUUACAAACCUCAAAUUUUGUUGGAGAAGAUGCCACUUUUCUUCCUCCUGGUGGUAAUGGAGACAACGAAGAAUUACGAAAUCUUGUUUAUACGUCAGAUCUUCAGGAAAUCGAAAAGGCAGAUUGGACCAGGGCAGAAGCUUUGAUGAAGACCGGACGUAAAGAGGAUGUGGAACUAGUAAGCUGUAACACCAAAGGCUUCAUUGUUUCUUAUGGUUCCUUGGUAGGAUUUCUGCCGUACCGUAAUCUUCCUUCCAAGUGGAAGUUCUUAGCUUUUGAAUCAUGGUUGAGACAGAAAGGCUUGGAUCCAUCAAUGUACAAACAAAACUUAAGCACUAUUACAAGUUAUGAGGCUGAAAAAAAGAAGUUAUCUUCUGAUUCUCCUCCAUAUGUGGAGAUUGAUGGUAAAGUUGAAGAUAACAUUUCCCCAGAUAUGAAAUUGGAAGAUCUGCUGAGGAUUUAUGACCAAGAGAAAAUAAAUUUCUUAUCAUCAUUUAUCGGAAAGAAAAUCAGAGCGAAUGCCUUAUUGGCGGACAGAAAAAUGAGAAAGCUCAUAUUUUCACUUAGACCAAAAGAGAAGGAAGAACUAGUUGAGAAGAAAAGAAAUCUCAUGGCUAAACUUCAAGUUGGCGAUAUAGUGAAAUGCCGCAUCGAGAAGAUAACUUACUUUGGAAUUUUUGUUGAGGUUGAAGGAGUUCCUGCACUGAUUCAUCAGUCAGAAAUAUCAUGGGAUGCCACUUUGAACCCAACAUCAUAUUUUAAGAUUGGACAGGUUGUAGAGGCAAAAGUUCACCAGUUAAACUUUGCACUUAAACGGAUAUUUUUAUCAUUAAAGGAGGUCAUGCCUGAUCCAUUGAUGAAUGCCUUGGAGUCUGUUGUUGGGGGUCAUGACCCCUUAGACGGGAGAAUGGAAGAAGCCCAAACGGAUGCAGAGUGGCCUGAAGUGGAAUCUCUUAUUGUAGAAUUGCAAAAGAUUGAGGGAGUCCAGUCUGUUUCAAAAGGCCGUUUUUUCAGAAGCCCUGGUUUAGCUCCAACUUUUCAGGUUUAUAUGGCGUCCAUCUUUGAGAAUCAGUACAAAUUGCUUGCUCGAGCUGAUAAUAGAAUACAAGAGGUGAUGGUUCAAAGUUCUUUAGAUAAAGAACUGAUGAAAUCGGCUAUUAUGACAUGUGCAAACAGAGUGGAAUAGUUGUGGCUCGUCUGUGGCUAUAAACAUGUUGCUUAUUUUUUUGGUGAUUGUACAUUCUUUUGGGGAGUGCCAGCUACAAUCAAAGGAGCAGUUCAAGUUAAUUAUGCAAUAGGCUUGUUGGAAGGAUCAAUUUCUUUCCUGGAAAAAAUAGUAAUAAAAAAGGCCCUUUUUUGGGGGGUGGAUGGUGUAGAGUUGAAGGGUUACAUAUAGGGAACAUGUUCUUUGUCAUGGUUAAAUGAAAGAAAGAAACAUGUAAAAAGUGCUUGAGAACUUUGGUGCAUGGAGAAUUGGUUAAUCUUAUAUAUUGGACAGAUAGAUGUAGUUCUUGGACACUGUAUCAUGCAUGUAGUAAAUUGUUUUUGUUACUUGCAUAUAUGAAAUUAAGGCUAGAAUGUGAAGAGUUUAGGCUAUGUUCAAACUAAAUAUGAAAUGAGUGGUUUGAACGUGUCCUCGAACUAUUUGAUUUUAGUGAGCUAAUUUUGAAAUUUAUAGUUUUAUUGUC